Molecule: messenger RNA, 1811 nt
Organism: Anopheles nili
Lineage: Eukaryota; Metazoa; Arthropoda; Insecta; Diptera; Culicidae
Gene: TMS1
Product: serine incorporator 1
Exons: 4
Coding region: 1-1350 (449 amino acids)
Cellular component (GO): membrane
Source: RefSeq, a predicted model, not a curated record
AUGGGAGCCGUUUUGGGAUUGAUUCCAGCAGCCUCUUUGGCAUGCUGCUGCACUGGAACCGCUUGCUCUGUAUGCUGCUCACUAUGUCCUACAUCCCUCAAGUCGAACUCGAUCGCAACCCGGUUCAUGUACGCCCUCAUGCUGGUACUGGGCGCCAUCGUUAGUGCCAUCAUGUUAGCUCCGGGACUGCAGGACUUCCUGAAGAAGGUACCGUUCUGUGCGAACUCGUCGUCAACUGUAUCGGGAAUCGUUCCAGAGGGAAUAUCCAUCGAUUGUAGCUCGGCAGUCGGCUAUUUGGCCGUCUAUCGGAUCUGCUUCGCACUGGUGUGCUUCUUUGCCCUCUGGGCCCUGAUGAUGGUCAAUGUGCGCUCGUCCAAGGAUCCCCGUUCGGCACUUCAGAACGGAUUCUGGGGCAUUAAGUUUAUGAUCGUCAUCUGUAUCGCGAUCGGUGCCUUCUUCAUACCCGAAACGAGUUUCGGACCGUCCUGGAUGUGGGUCGGAAUGAUUGGCGGGUUCGCCUUUAUUUUGGUGCAGCUGGUGUACAUCAUCGACUUUGCGCACUGCUGGGCCGAAGUCUGGGUGAGCAAUUACGAGGAAGGAGAAUCCCGUGGAUGGUUCCUCGCUCUGUGCAGCGCCACCUUCCUGCAAUAUGCACUCUCACUGACCGGUGUGGUACUGCUGUUCGUUUACUUCACCACGAACGAUGACUGCUCGCUGAACAAGUUCUUCAUUUCGUUUAACAUGAUCCUCUGCCUCGGUGUUAGCAUUUUGUCGAUCAUGCCACGCGUUCAGGAGCACCAGCCUAAGUCGGGAUUGCUUCAAAGCGCUAUGGUCACACUGUACACGAUCUAUCUGACAUGGUCGGCGGUCGCCAACAACCCGGACGCGGAAUGUAAUCCUGGUUUCCUGGGUAUCAUCGGCGAGAAAUCGAACAAGGUGCACUUCGACAAUACAAGCAUCAUCGGACUCGUCAUUUGGUUGCUGUGCAUUCUCUACUCGUCCCUGCGCUCGGCCAGCAACGUCUCCAGCUUCAGCGAUCCAGAAAAGCAAGAUCUUACAGCUAGCCUCAAAGACGAAGGAUCUUCGGGAGGUGGUGACGGCAACGAGCUGCGGGAUAAUGAAGAGGAAGCUGUCGCCUACAAUUGGUCGCUGUUCCAUAUCGUCUUUAUUACGGCUUCGCUGUACGUGAUGAUGACCCUUACAAACUGGUACCAGCCAAACUCUUCCCUAGACACACUAAACUCCAACGCGGCGUCCAUGUGGGUAAAGAUGGUAUCCAGCUGGAUGUGUGUCUUGCUGUACGGUUGGACCCUGGUGGCACCGAUGAUACUUACCGAUCGCGAGUUCUAAUGUGCAGCUGCGUACCUCGCCAAACUACUCCAAUUUUUUAGCUGCGUAUCAAUAACUAAAUGAUAGCGUGUAGGAUCUUUUUUUUACAUAAAUUACAUGUGAUAUAGAUAACCCGUGUGCGAAGAAGCGUGUGAGAAUUUGGUGGCUAUUCGUGGAAAUUUUUGGAUUGGGAAUGAGUAUGGAUUAUAUUAGUUGUUCUAGCAAAACCCACUUUGCGAUGAUGCCAUAAACCGGCAACUUGGCGUUCAGAUGCUUAAAGAAUACAUCCCGUAUGCCAUACGGAGCUCUUUCAACUAGCAUUAACACUAUAUUUUUGCAACAUUUUGUCUGAACAUCUUUUCUCCCAUAAAUGUAGCCGGUGCAUCCCCAGUGCGUGUAGUGUAUUAUACAUACAGCAACGAUGCUAAAAUACACCAGCUGUUGUGUCAACACGUUUAACCGCAAAUAAACCAGUAAUUCGU